CUUUUUGCUUAUGAUAAUUUUCCCCCUCUGCGGCUGUCCAAUUAGCAAACCCACUGAUAACGUAAGCUGAGAGGCACCCAUGGCACACCACAUCGCCCAAAUCACCCACUACUUCUCCUAGCAACCACAAUUGACCACAACUUCGAUAUGCGAACACGCCAAGGGACAAUUAUACAAUAGUCCUGUCCGUUCGGUUCGAUUUGGAACGUAGUACGUCGUGGCUGCGCUCCAAGGAGAUGAAGAAGUUCCGCGCCAAGGCCAGCUCCCUGCCCAUUUUCAACGGUCGGAUAACGGACGCCACCACACUGACCACCAGCUCGCUGCAGCUGCCCUUGGGUCAGGUGCGGAAGCAGCCGUCCACCUGCAAAAGGGAUAGGGUCCUGCCCACGGUUUUCACCAUUACGGACGGCACGACCGGAGCGGCCAGUACCUCCUUGGCGGAGGCCAUGUCCAGCAGUAAGGCGCUGGUGCCAGUGCCCGCCUCGCGGCAGGAUAACCUCCUCCAGCUCAGUGUUCCCCGGGAGUGUGGCUCGGUGGCUGGUCCGGAAUUGGCCAACUACGAGAAGGUGCGAGUGGUGGGACAGGGCUCCUUUGGCAUCGCCAUCCUCUAUCGACGCAAGUCCGACGGCCAUCAGAUCGUCUUCAAACAGAUCAACCUGAGCGAACUGACGCCUCCUGGUCGGGACUUGGCCAUGAACGAGGUGGAUGUCUUCUCGAAACUACAUCAUCCGAAUAUUGUGAGCUACUUGGGAAGCUUUAUCAAGGACAACACUCUGCUCAUCGAGAUGGAGUACGCGGAUGGAGGAACCCUGGCCCACAUCAUUGCCGAGCGUCACGGAAAAGUGCACUUUCCAGAACGCUAUAUAAUAGCCGUCUUCGAGCAGAUCUCCAGCGCCAUAAACUAUAUGCACUCGGAAAACAUACUGCAUCGGGAUCUAAAGACAGCGAAUGUGUUUCUCAACAGAAGAGGCAUCGUAAAGAUCGGGGACUUUGGUAUUUCCAAAAUAAUGAAUACCAAGAUUCAUGCCCAGACUGUUUUAGGUACACCCUACUAUUUUAGUCCGGAGAUGUGCGAGGGCAAGGAGUACGACAACAAGAGUGACAUUUGGGCACUGGGCUGCAUUCUGGGCGAGAUGUGCUGCCUGAAGAAGACCUUCGCUGCCUCCAACCUUUCCGAACUGGUGACCAAGAUCAUGGCCGGCAACUACACGCCCGUGCCGACGGGUUACACCUCUGGACUGCGCAGCCUCAUGUCCAAUCUGCUUCAAGUGGAGGCCACCCGGCGACCCACUGCCUCCGAGGUUUUGGUCUAUUGGAUUCCGCUGAUAUUCCGCAGUCUUGGAAAGAAUAAAGGCUACUCCUAUGAGGACGACUUGGGUGGCAUUAGUGGCAAUCAACUUACGGCUGCUUCUGCUGUUCCGGCCGCUGCCCGCAGCAAUGUGUCCAUGGAGCUGGAACUGCCCACCGCCCAGACGGAGACCAAGCAGCUGAUGAGUGCGGAGACGGCGGCCCCGCACGAGAUCCUCGAGAAACGAUCCGUGCUGUACCAACUGAAGGCUUUUGGCACCUGCUUCAGCAUGGCGCCCAUCCAACUGCCGCCCAAGGCCGUCAUCGUGGGCGUGGCCAUGUCGGACUCGCACUUCGUGGUGGUUAACGAGGACGGAUCCGCGUACGCCUGGGGCGAGGGUAACGACGGCCAGUUGGGCCUGACGGCUCUCGAGGCCUGGAAGCACUACCCCAGUCGCAUGGAGAGCGUGCGCAAGUACCAUGUGGUGGGCGCCUGUGCCGGCGAAGGCUUUACCAUCCUGGUCACCCAGGCGGGCACUCUGCUCAGCUGCGGCAGCAACUCGCAUCUGGCCUUGGGGCAGGACGAGCAGCGCAACUACCACAGUCCCAAGCUGGUCGCCCGCUUGGCGGAUGUGCGGGUGGAGCAGGUGGCCGCCGGACUGCACCACGUGGUGGCCUUGAGCCGGGAGGGAGCGGUCUACGUGUGGGGCACCAGCACCUGCGGAGCCCUGGGCCUGGGCAACUACCAACAACAACAGAAGUAUCCCCAGAAGAUUCUUCUCUCGCAUGUGAAAACCAAACCAUCCAAGAUUUACUGUGGCCCCGAUACCUCCGCCGUUCUAUUUACCAACGGAGAACUCCAUGUCUGUGGCAGCAAUGACUAUAAUAAACUCGGUUUCCAACGCCCAUCGAAAAUCACAGCUUUUAAGAAAGUCCAACUGCCGCACAAGGUGAUCCAGGCCUGCUUCUCGUCCACCCACUCGGUGUUCCUAGUGGAGGGCGGCUAUGUCUACACCAUGGGUCGAAAUGCGGAGGGCCAGCGCGGGAUCGGGCACUGCAACUCGGUGGAUCAUCCCACCCUGGUGGAUUCUGUCAAGGCCCGAUACAUUGUGAAGGCUAACUGCAGUGAUCAGUGCACCAUCGUGGCCUCGGAGGACAACAUCAUCACGGUUUGGGGCACUCGCAAUGGUCUGCCCGGGAUCGGGUCGAGCAACAGUGGCUUGGGACUGGAGGUUUGCACACCCAACACGGAAUUGGAGCUGGGCAACAACACAGCGGCCUUCACAAACUUUCUGGCUUCGGUGUACAAGUCCGAGUUGAUCCUGGAACCUGUGGAUAUAUUGGCUCUGUAUUCCUCCAAGGAGCAGUGCGACCGAGGCUACUACGUCCAGGUUCACGAUGUCUAUCCCUUGGCUCACAGCGUUUUGGUGCUGGUGGACACGACCACGCCACUCAUAUCCUCCUAUGAGGGCGACUGCCCGCCGCAGCUGUAGG
Drosophila elegans is the source of this 2781-nucleotide messenger RNA. Its product is annotated as serine/threonine-protein kinase Nek8. Lineage: Eukaryota; Metazoa; Arthropoda; Insecta; Diptera; Drosophilidae. The record is from RefSeq and is a predicted model, not a curated record. Bases 237 to 2780 code for a protein of 847 amino acids. Gene Ontology annotation, biological process: protein phosphorylation. The transcript has 9 exons. Gene Ontology annotation, molecular function: ATP binding; protein kinase activity.